AUGCUGACCGGCAGGGAGAGCCUGGUCCACCUCAUCGGCCGUCGCCGCAGCACCCUCCUCUCCGCCCACCUCGCCGUCGUCCUCCUCUCGCCCUCCCGCUCCACCUCCCUUCUCCAGGCCGAUGACGCGGGCGCGGGUAUGGGUGAGGCGAAGGGUGAAGCGGCCGUUGUUGCCCCUUCUUUGUUCGGAGGGAGCGCCGGCUCGGAGCAGGUGGCGUGCCCCGUCUGUCGUGAGUUCAUCCCCGGCUCCGACUACUGCAUCAACAGUUCAACACCCACCAGUUCCCCAGAAUCAGUGGAACACUCACUUCUCUUAUAUAUGCCUCACGAGAGGACCGAAAUGGAAGUUCUAGAGCAGCUUUCUCGAUUUCAGAUUCAGUACAAAAACAGUUGA
This is a messenger RNA of Hordeum vulgare subsp. vulgare (domesticated barley), 393 nucleotides long. RefSeq names its product fanconi-associated nuclease 1 homolog. NCBI's taxonomy places the organism in Eukaryota, Viridiplantae, Streptophyta, Magnoliopsida, Poales, Poaceae. The record is from RefSeq and is a predicted model, not a curated record. The transcript is spliced from 3 exons. The coding region runs from base 1 to 393 and encodes 130 amino acids.